AUGAUCGGAAUCCCAACGAUUGAAGAUCAAACAGCAGAAACAUCUGAUCUUGAGCGUGCACGAAAAAGUGAAAAAAGUCUGGUGAUCGAUGUCCGGCUCAAGCAAGAAUUCAACGAAGGAAUCAUCGACGCGAAGAACUGGUUGAACAUUCCACACUACGAAAUUCGCAAAUUUUUCAACCUCUCCGACGACGACUUCCAGAAGCAUUUCAAAAGAGUAAAGCCAAGCGAGAGCACCGAAAUAAUACUGUAUUGCCGCGAUGGGCGCCGCGCUCAGGACGGGGCAAUGGCGCUCUUUGAACUCAAUUACAGGCAAGCGAAGAACUACUUUGCCGGAUUAAAUGGCUGGAUCAAAGAAAACCGCCCUGUCAAACGAGUUGUAUGA
Messenger RNA from Oikopleura dioica, 384 nucleotides. The record is from the annotation of a GenBank genome assembly. NCBI's taxonomy places the organism in Eukaryota, Metazoa, Chordata, Appendicularia, Copelata, Oikopleuridae.